Paramisgurnus dabryanus is the source of this 8721-nucleotide messenger RNA. It is a transcript of the gene scrib, whose product is annotated as scribble planar cell polarity protein. Gene Ontology annotation, molecular function: protein kinase binding. NCBI's taxonomy places the organism in Eukaryota, Metazoa, Chordata, Actinopteri, Cypriniformes, Cobitidae. Gene Ontology annotation, cellular component: basolateral plasma membrane; postsynaptic density; adherens junction. Gene Ontology annotation, biological process: cell-cell adhesion; receptor clustering; establishment or maintenance of epithelial cell apical/basal polarity. The record is from RefSeq and is a predicted model, not a curated record.
UGCGUGCGAGGCGCGCUCAGAGAGACUCACAACAGUGAGGCGGAGCUGGGAAUGGAUCAGCUACUGAAGCCUUACCUAACUCAAUACCUCCGCACACUCGCCUACAAUAUCAGGACAUUCCCUGGCAGAUAAAGCGUCUUUGUUAAAACUAGCCAUCUGUAUGGUGAAGAGGAGGAUCGAGAGGUUUGUGACGAAUCGUUUCGGACUCCGUGUCAGGUCAGGUUGUAGCACAGCACAAAGCCGGCGGAGUGUCUUUGGAGCGGGCGGUGAGAUCAGCCCAGCCCCCCACCUACAUACAACACACACACCGAACCGGCCUGCUGAUCUUAGCCUGUUGCUGCUGCUGUGUGUAUGAUCCCAUCGCAACGUUAACUCUCUCGUGUCUCACGUAUCUCUCAGACACACACGUCUGUAAGUAACUUGGAGUUGUUUUGUUGUUGUUUAAAGGUUAGCUUGUGUGUUUUGUAUGGACUACCGCGCUGGCUAAUCAGUUAGCUGUAGCACAUCGUCGCGCGUGUGGAAGACUCACGGGUACGAUGCUGUUUGAUCGUAAGACCCAUUUGUAUUAACAUUAGUCACGACCUGUUAUACAAAAGGUCCUGAAUAAAUUACUUUCCGAUUUUCAGAUCUGCUCGUCUUUGUUAAAAGUAAACACACGGCUAAGUGAAGUCUGUGCGGCAUAAUCUCAUUUAACUUAACGUUAGUUCAGUGAGGAAGUGUUUAUGGUUCUCUCUAGUUGCAGAACUGUAUGCCACACAGAAAAUGUGUGUGUUAUUGCGUAUAUUUGACUUACUUUUAAUCAAACUGCCCGUCACUUGAGUCGUUAUUGUUAAACUGUGAGCUUGCUGAGUAAUUCGGCUUUGUGUAUGAGAGAGAUUUUGCACUCAUUGACUGGAGUGACCAUCUGGAUGUCCCCUACCGUCAUUGGAGUUAUUGGACAUUUGCUGGAUAACAAAUACGGACGCUUUUAUUUGCCUGUUUCUGGCGGAUAAAGUCCAGGGACUGCUUUACAAAUUGGCCGCACCAUCAUUUGGCUGCUCGAGUGAGUCCCCGAUGCGGAGGGGCUGAGUGUGCCGGGGACAUGCUGAAGUGUAUCCCGCUGUGGCGGUGUAACCGUCACGUUGAGUCCGUGGAUAAGCGGCACUGCUCACUCGCUGCGGUGCCGGAUGAGAUCUACCGCUACAACCGCAGUCUGGAGGAGCUGCUUCUGGAUGCUAACCAGCUUAGAGAUCUGCCUAAGCCUUUCUUCAGACUGUCCAAUCUGCGAAAGCUGGGCUUAAGUGACAAUGAGAUUCAGAAACUACCACCUGACGUGGCCAACUUCACUCAGCUGGUGGACCUGGACAUUUCUAAAAAUGAUAUUACAGAGAUCCCUGAGAACAUUAAAUUCUGUCAGGCCUUGCAGACUGUCGACUUCAGCGGAAACCCAUUGUCAAGGUUGCCUGAUGGUUUUGCACAACUCAGAGGACUGACUCACUUAUCACUCAAUGAUGUGUCACUGCAGUCUCUACCCAAUGACAUCGGAAAUUUGUCCAACCUUUUGACUCUUGAGCUGAGAGAAAAUCUACUGAAAUCUAUACCCACCUCUCUUUCCUUCCUGGUUAAACUGGAACAGCUGGAUCUGGGCAGAAAUGUACUGGAAGUUUUGCCUGAAACACUUGGGGCACUGCCCAAUCUUCGUGAGCUUUGGUUGGACGGAAACCAGCUCUCCUCGCUACCUCAUGAGCUGGGGAACCUGCGGCAGCUGGUUUGCUUGGACGUGUCUGAGAACCGUCUAUCAGAGCUUCCCACAGAGAUCAGCGGCCUUAUUGCCCUCACAGACCUGCUGCUCUAUGAGAACGUUCUGGAAGGCUUGCCGGACAGCAUUAGCUCGCUUAAGAAGUUGUCUAUUUUGAAAGUGAACCAGAACCGCAUGGUUCAUCUCACAGACUCGAUUGGGGAGUGUGAAAACCUGACAGAACUCAUGUUGACUGAGAAUCUACUACAGUCUCUGCCUCGCUCUCUUGGGAAGCUUAAAAGGUUGACCAACUUAAAUGUGGACCGAAACCGUUUAAGCAGCGUGCCCGCUGAGCUGGGAGGAUGUGUCGGUCUGAAUGUGCUCUCUCUCAGAGAUAACCGAUUGGGUAAACUACCUGCUGAGCUCGGCAAUGCCACUGAAUUACACGUGCUGGAUGUGGCAGGCAACAGGCUGCAGAACUUGCCGUUCGCAUUAGCUAACCUAAACCUGAAGGCCAUGUGGCUGGCAGAAAACCAGUCUCAGCCCAUGCUGAAGUUCCAGACAGAGGAUGAUGAGCGGACUGGAGAAAAAGUUCUCACUUGUUACUUGCUUCCCCAGCAGCCUUCAUCCAGUCUCGAGAAUUUGCUUGAACGGAGUGUUGAUGAGACCUGGCCAACAGACACAAAUCUGAAUCGCGUAUCAGUCAUUCAGUUCAGGGAUGAUGCUAAAAAUGAAGAGGAAGAUGAUGAGGCAGCAGAGAAGAGGCAGGGUCUUCAGAGGAGAGCCACGCCACAUCCCAGCGAGUUGAAGGUGAUGAAGAACGUAAUUGAAGCCAGAAGAAAUGAGCCUUACAUAGCCAAGCCAGACGGAGAGCUGGGGUCCCCAGAAUCUGAGGAAAAGCGGUUAAGUGGGCUGUCCAAUCAAAGUCAUGAUUCUCAGGCAUCCAGUAGCACUGCCUCAGCAACUUCUCAGGAUGAGAGGCGGGGAGUGAACAGUACAGGGAUGGUGCCCAAUCAUGGACAUGGUCAAGAGGAGGAGGAGCUUGAUGAGAUGGAGGUGGAAUAUACUGAGCCCACUGUGCACUUUGCUGAAGAGCCCAUCAUCCGUGGUGGCGAUGAUGAAGACGACGAUGACAACGAAGUUGAUGAAUACGAUGGGAGCGAUGAGGACUCUCGAACGCCUCCCCACCCUGCCGAGAAACAGCGGCUUAUACGUAAAGACACGCCACACUACAAAAAGCACUUCAAGAUCACCAAGCUGCCCAAGCCAGAGGCUGUUGCCGCCCUGCUGCAAGGUUUCAGCCAUGACGGCCUCUCACCUUCUGCUCACACUCCUGAGGAAGAGAGAGAUGAUGAGGAGGACGAAGAAGUGGAGGACGAUGGAGUAACAGGCAGUACUCCAUUUCAGCACAGACUAGAAACAGCUGAACUAGAAGACAGCAGGCUGAGUCAUAUGAACUCGUCUUUGCAGCCUGUGAAGGGGGUGUCAUUUGAUCAAGUCAAUAAUCUGCUGAUUGAGCCUGCUCGAAUUGAGGAGGAAGAGAUGACCCUGUCCAUUUUAAGGCAGACUGGUGGUUUAGGCAUCAGCAUAGCAGGGGGGAAAGGAUCUACACCUUACAAGGGUGAUGAUGAGGGUAUCUUCAUCUCUAGAGUUUCAGAAGAGGGCCCUGCAGCCCGUGCUGGGGUCAAAGUGGGAGACAAACUCCUUGAGGUAAACGGUGUGGACCUGCACGGAGCAGAGCAUCACACAGCUGUCGAGGCCCUGCGUAACUCGGGGUCAGCUGUGGUUAUGACUGUCCUGCGGGAACGCAUGGUGGAACCGGAGAAUGCCAUCACCACCACGCCACUACGACCCGAAGAUGACUAUUUCCCUCGGGAGAGACGGUCCAGUGGGCUUCCUUUCCAUCUAGAGCCUGGAUCACCCGCUGUUACCACUGGACCCUGUCAGCGACUAGCCACCUGUCUGAUCCGCAACGAUAAAGGUUUAGGGUUCAGUAUUGCUGGAGGGAAAGGGUCAACACCGUACAGAGUAGGAGACACGGGAAUCUUCAUCUCUCGUAUUGCUGAAGGAGGUGCUGCACACAGAGACAACGUCUUAGAAGUGGGAGACAGAGUCAUAUCAAUCAAUGGUGUAGACAUGACAGAGGCCAGGCAUGACCAGGCAGUAGCGCUGCUUACUGGCACCUCCCCCACCAUCACCCUACUGGUCGAUCGGGACCAGGCCAGUGCAGGGGGCGCCUCCCCUCGAACACGCCCUCAUUCCCCCCCUCCUCCAGAGCCGUCUGACUCACCUGAGCAAGAGGAGGGAGGUGAUGAGCUUCUGGGAAACCAUCUAAGCUGCCCCAUGGAAGAUGAGUACCCCAUUGAGGAAGUGACACUGAUUAAAGCAGGCGGUCCACUGGGUUUGAGCAUUGUUGGGGGUAGCGACCAUGCCAGCCACCCCUUUGGAAUCAAUGAGCCAGGAGUGUUCAUAUCAAAGGUUAUUCCUAAUGGAUUGGCCUCUCAGUGUGGGUUACGUGUGGGUGAUCGUAUUUUGGAGGUAAACUCCAUUGACCUGCGACAUGCCACGCAUCAGGAAGCUGUAAAGGCCCUGCUCUCCAACAAACAGGAGAUUCGUAUGCUAGUGCGCAGAGAUCCCUCGCCCCCUGGCAUGCAGGAGAUUGUCAUUAACAAGCUGCCUGGAGAAAAGCUAGGCAUCAGCAUUAGGGGCGGAGCUAAAGGGCAUGCAGGCAACCCCUUUGACCCCACAGAUGAAGGCAUCUUUAUUUCCAAGGUGAGCUCCAGUGGCGCAGCAGCACGAGAUGGGCGGCUGCUGGUAGGCAUGCGUAUUCUUGAGGUGAGCAACAACAGUCUGCUGGGUAUGACACACACGGAGGCAGUGAGGGUCCUGCGUGCUUCCGGUGAUUCCCUGGUCAUGCUUGUGUGCGAUGGCUUUGACCCCAAAAAUGUUGCUGGGAUGGAGGCAUCCCCUGGCAUUAUUGCAAAUCCUUUCGCCACCGGUAUUGUUCGUAAGAACAGCCUGGAAAGCAUCUCAUCAGUAGACAGAGACAUGAGUCCUGAAGAAAUUGACAUUAUGCAGAAGGAGGUGGAGAUGGCAAGAGAGACAUCACAAUGGGAACGGGAGGAGAUGGAAAAAGUGGAGCGUAUGCGCUUGGAGCGUGAGGAGGCAACUCGCUUGCUGGAGGAGGAAACUGAGAAUUUGAACACUGGACCAUUGAAACUGGACUACAAGACACUGGCAGCACUACCUACAACUAGUCUACAGAAAGUUAACAGAGCGUCUCCAUCUGAGCCUCCCAGGACUGACAGUCCUAUCCGAGAUGCCGGGUAUUCUCCAUACAACUCACAGCAGUCUCACAAAUCUUCCUCUGCGAUUCUUGGAAGAGAGGUUCGAUAUUCCAACAUUCAUUUCACCUCAAAUGGAAACACCAAGGAUAAUUCAUCAACUAGACCUGGUGCCAUCCAGCCUCUCUCUCGGGUUCGACCACCUGCGUCACCAGCCAGUCAGGAUGGCCACAGCAGUCCCAAUCCUUUCCAGCAUGGUCUCUCUCCCAUCAACUCCCAGACCACUCCUCGUGCCCCAUCCCCUGACACAUUUGAGGGAUUCCCCAUCAAUAUCAAGCAGGUAUAUAAGGCCUUCGCUGCUGUGCCUCACUCCCUGGCUGUACUGGAACCCCAACAGGAUCUGUAUGCUCAGAGGAACAACGUCAAUGCAAUGCACCCAUCUCCAGAGCCUCAGUUGAAUAAUGAGGUGUUUGAGGAUGAGGGUGGGGUUCCUCUUACCCCUCGUCCCUCCCUUACUGCUGAUCGCCGCGAGUACAGGAGCCUGGCAGCUGUGCCACGCCUGUCUCGCCCCUCAGUGGAGUUGAAGACGCCCCCCUCAUUGAACAGAGACAGCCCAGAACAGCGCUCCUUCAAAGACAGACAGAAGUAUUUCGAGAUUGAUGUGAAGCAACAGACUCCAGAGAGUAAACCCAAACCUCGGGUGUCACUGGUGGGAGAGGAUGACUUGAAGAAAAUGAAAGAGGAAGAAGCAAAGAUAAUUGAACAGAGGUCUCGAGAGUAUAUGAUGGAUGAAGAUGAGGAGGAUGAUGAGGAAGAUCUGGCUAAGCAAGUGGCAGAUAUGAAGGCUCGUGGAAAGGUUAUGCUAGAUGGUGUGGAAUACAAGGUCGAAAGCUUAGGAAGUCACGGUUCCCCAUCUCCGAGGCAGAGCGGCACACCUCCCAGCCACUAUGGCAGUUCAGGUCCCUCCUCUGUUGAUGGUAAAGGAGACUCCCAGCGGAAUUCUGUGGAAGAUGGAUUUAGAUUGGACCAGAGACCUAAUUCGAUGACAGGUUUGAUACCAGUUUACCCAAGUGAAUCUGUAGCCCCCAUUCGGACUGCAAAAGCAGAGCGCAGACUUCAAGAGCGACUACGCAUGGAAAGCCCGGAGCUUGCCAUCGCUAUGGACAAAGAGUUGUCGCCUGCUGAAAAAAGAGCCCUGGAGGCAGAAAAGAGGGCCAUGUGGAGAGCAGCCAGGCCAUAUGGUCUAGAGGAGGACGUAAGGCAGUAUGAGCAAGACCUGGCUAAGCGGCUCUACCAAUCCCGUGUGAGGGCAUCGCUAGGCAGUGCUGCAGCCCCUCCCACUUCCUGCUCCUCCUCUUCCUGUCAGCCCAGGAUGAAGUCUCUAGAGCAAGACGCUCUGAAGGCUCAGAUGGUCAUAGCCAAGUCUAAAGAGGGGAAGAAGCGUGGAACCCUGGAUCAGCUGUCAGAGUCGCCAUCUCCUGUCCCCACACCCUCUCCUACGCCCAUGGACGAUAUCAGUCCAAGGACAGUGACUUCACCAGGCAGACUGUCCCUGUCAGAAAAGAAGUUUGACUACCGACAAUUUGCUGCCAUUCCUUCUUCCAAACCCGUUUACGACAUUCAGACCCCUGGGGGAACAGAUGACUUGCGCUUCAUGGAUGAUGCCUCCAGUAAUCCUGUGUCUAUUUUAGAUGCAGAAGUUCCUAUGGCCACCACAUCGGCUCUAGAAGAGAUGGCUCUCUACAGUAAUAAGCGCAAACUACGACAGGGUCGCCGCAGCCUGGAGACCCCAGUGCCCACAUAAUCGCACAUUUACACACUAAUACAUUUGAACUGUGAAGAUAACACAAACACACACACACAUAGUGAUAAUCUAAUGCUCAGAUGUCACAUGUGACAUAGAAUGCUCAGCAUAUUAAACCACUGUUCUUUAUUGCCGACCACCACAACACCAGGAAGGCAGAUGAGCUGAUGGGCAAAAAGAAACACUAGUCAUGCCUUUUCGGUUGUUAUUGAAAAGGAUUUCUCAUAUUUGUUUAUAAAAGGUCCAGAGGGUGGCCAAUUCAUUAUUUGGUCACUAUAUUUGCUUUAACCCACCACUUUCUGUCUGUCAACAUUUUAGAAACAGAAUUAUUUUAAGAGAUGGAUUUCUUUUUAACUCUUUGAAAUCUGUUGACAAGAUGUAGAAAGACUGAAAAGGAGAUUAAUUUUUGGGAGAUUCAGUUUGAAGACGACAUACUGCUACCUUCACUGCCCCAUUCAAGCCCGACUUACACUUUUAUUGUUUUAAUUCAUAAUCAAAAGUUUUAUUCCUCUUAAAUGUAAUUUAUUAAUGUAAUAUACUGUUUUUAUCUAUGGGAAUCCAUAACAAGAGAAACAAAUUGUGGCACAUGUAUAUGCUGGUUAGUUGUGAUUUUGGGAUGAAUUAUGGAAUUGGGAGAUAUUUUUGCAUGCAGCAAUGACAAUGAGGCCUUGGCAUAAAGCUUUUCAUUUUAUAUCCAUAUCAGUUUGGGAACAUUUUUUUUUAAAGGUGCAAAUGAAUGUAAUAUUUUUGAAAGGUUGCAUCUGAACUUAUUUAAAGAGUCUGUUACAAACCUUUUUGUAAUUUGUAUCAUCACGCCAUAUCAUAAAGACUGGCCUACCAUAUGCGAGUAGCGUCAUUCUCCACCUGUUUAAUGAAUCUCUAGUCUUCCUUUUCUUGACUAGGAGAGUUAAAUGAACUACGUACUGGUUGUUUCUUAGCAAUCCUCUUGACCUCUGGCCUUCCUUGCUACGAUGUUGUACAUUCAUAUGUUAAGUCAUUCCCUUUGAUACAUGAGUUGAAAAUGUUAAAUUUUUCAAACACUCAAAUGUGAGAAUCAGUGGUAUCAUCAUUCGCCAGUCAUUGCCUCACAUGUCCGCAAAUGUAUGGUACCAUUUUACUUUUUUAGCACUGGGGGAGGGAGAUGUAAUCAACAUCUAUAAUUCUCACUCAUAUCUGUUUCUAUGCUGGUGUGUGAAGGUAGUAGAUGUUAUAUAUUUCUACAUUUAGCUAAAUUUUAACUGGUAUAAAAAAUGAAAGCCACUGAAAAUGCUCAUUGUGUGAAUAAUGUACAAAUGCAUAAAAAAGCAAAAAUCAGAGUUUAAUCUGAGCCUUUCUGCUCCAAGACCAAACUAAUGUCUGGAGGUGGUAGAUGUUUCUGGCAGGGUCUGGACCGAGUCAUCCCUGUGUAAAUAUUGGCUUAUUGCAAUUUUGCAAUUGUUCUUUCAGUCCUGUGGGAGGAAUACAACGAUUAUCCCUUCGAAUACAUUUUUUUUCUCAAACCAGUUCAGAUGACAGAUUAACAGUGACCCAAUGACCUUGUCAGUCUUAUAAAAUAGUUUCUAUUUUACUAAUCUUAGCUUUUGUGUUGCUCUCAUUGACUGAAAUUCAGUUUUUGGUUAAUAAAAGUUUGGCUGAUCAUUUUAUUUUUAGAAAGCAUAGUUUGAGGAGAAAGUUUGGUUUUCUGUAACCAGUGGGCUAAUGGGAUUCACUACAUUCUUACAUUAUCAGAGCAAAAGCGUUUGGUAUCUCAUUGUUUUCUUGAUUUAAUGUUGGGGAGGAUUUUGUUUGCUAAGUGGGAGGGUGGGACUGAAGGUUUGGGGAUCUAGCUCAUUCAGGACUGUAACUAGUGAAUUUGUACAACCAAAGAAGUCUAUUUUGUGGUUCAGGAAUAAUAAAGUUUACUUUUCAUUUAACAA